Serendipita indica DSM 11827 is the source of this 3726-nucleotide messenger RNA. NCBI's taxonomy places the organism in Eukaryota, Fungi, Basidiomycota, Agaricomycetes, Sebacinales, Serendipitaceae. The record is from the annotation of a GenBank genome assembly.
AUGAACGAUCCAGACCAGCAAGUUGUCGACAGGACCUAUCUGUUGAUACACUCGUAUCUCACCUCGCAUGGUCAUGUAAAGGCAGCAAAGUCUGUGAAAAAAGCCGCAAAGGCGUACAAAAACAUUAGAAUCAAGCCUGGAGAAAAUGAACCAUCUGUUGGACUUGAAACCAUCGUCUCCGAAUGGGCACACUUUUCCUCCAGGAUGCCGGAGUUGGAGAAUACCGUUAAAAAGCUAGAGCAGCAAGUCAAAACUCUGGAGGAUGAACGAGAACAACGCAAGAGAAAAAGGUCUCCGUCCUCUUCAUCCUCCUCUUCUUCGUCUACUUCAUCUUCUUCGUCUUCAUCUUCAAGCUCGAGCUCAAGUUCAAGCUCUGAAUCUGACUCCGGUUCUUCCUCGAGUUCAAGUAGCUCUAGCUCAUCUUCAUCUCGCAAAAAGUCUUCAAAAGGGAAAAAGGAGAGCGCGGCGAAGAGAAAAGCUUCCACAGGAGCGCAGGAAGAGUCCAGCGACUCAUCCACUUCAGAAUCUGAAGAAGAGGAUGAAGUUGCCAAGACCGUUCUCGCUCCAAUUACACCUCAGUCGGAGAUUCCGCAGCCAAGGCUAGUAGAUACCAAGAUGACCUCCGAGAGCUCUUCCUCAUCAGGUGACACUUCGCCUGCUGCUCAAACCAAACCCUCGACGUCUGAAAGCACAGAGGUAGAGGAAGCCAAAGUGACCAAACGACGAAAGCUCGAGAACGGGUCGGCAGCUACCCAAUCCGUAUCCACAGCCCGAAAAGAUAAAUCGGAUCCGGCCAAUAGUAACAGAAACCGUCGUACCGGUGUACCGUUUCAACGUAUCCAGGUAGACAAGAUCCAGUACGCUGAUCCUCGUUUGAAAGAUAAUACGUUUGCUGCACGGGGGGCUCGUCACGAUGACUAUGGUUCCAAGGCGUCAGCCGAUCUGAUUGUGACCCGAGGUGCUGGCUUUCGAAAGGAAAAGAACAAGAAGAAACGGGGAAGCUACCGAGGGGGCGAGAUAACGGUCCGCAUAUACUCUUCGGAGUCAUCGAUUUACACGAGGCCUGAACUUGGUCCCCUACGCCGCCUGGCGUUUGCGCAAAGCGUCCACGGAACGCCACGAAUAAUGUCCAAUCAACUUGUAUUACCGUUCAAGCGAUCAACAAACCCGCCAAUAUCCGACGCGGUCCAGGAAUACAUCUCGAAAUACCACCCGGAGACGCUCCCUGACGCUUUUACGUGGGAUGUUGCGCAAUGGGUCUCCCUUAGAUCAGAAAUAUGCAGCGGAAAUGUUCAUUCGACCGUCGUAGAUAGCGCUCUCAAAUAUCAUGCGCAGCUCGUCCUGAUGCUCACAAAGCUCCCAGUUGACAUCGACCUCCCGUUUACUUACCAUCACGCGUUCCAAGACACCCAACCACCUCUGUCGCUUUCUAAUCUCGCAUACGAACGAAUAUGCGUCCUUUUCAACCUCGCGGCCCUCUUCUGCCAGCUGGCCGAUGCGCAGAACCGCUCUAACACCGACGGCAUCAAGCGUGCCUCUGCAUAUUAUCAAGCAUGUGGCUAUAACGCUGCGGGCACUCUGACAUACAUUCUUGACAAUGCCCUCCCUGCAUUCGUCUCCUCGCUCACUCAGCCCAUUUCAACAAACGACCUGGCAAAACCAGUCAUUAAAGCUCUAGAGUAUUUGAUGCUUGCACAGGCGGCUGAGUGCUACUGGCUCAAAGCCGUAUCAGACUCAUUGCGAAACGGAACCAUUGCUCGGCUAUCGAUGCAGGUUGCAUCCUAUUAUGGCUUGGCUUAUAGCACGCUUCAAGCUGCACCGGCCCUCGUGGCUUCAGCCUUGCCAUCGCAUUGGAUGGCCCACUUUCAGACCAAGCAGCAUCACUUUGAGGCUGCCGCUCAGGUACGAAAGAGCAUGGAUGAUUCUGAGAAUGGAAAAUACGGUAUUGAGCUUGGACGACUCGCUAGCGCCCAAAUACACGCAAAGCAGGGCCAAGAGAGCGCACGAAGAGGCGUGAUGGCAGCUGUUGUUGAGGAUAUCAACACAUUGUCUAAUUGGAUUGAAGAGCAAACCGCCAAGUCGCGGCGGGACAACGACUAUAUAUAUCAUCAAGAUGUUCCACCUGUAUCAGCGCUGGAGAUAAUAGAACCGGCAAAUCUGGUCAACAGUGCCGUUCUGGGAGGCUUACGAGAUCCUCAAACCGCACUCAAUGGGGACGACGCUUUGUUCUCUGGUCUUACAAGCUGGGGUGCACGUACAGCAAUCGAGAUCUAUAACGAACGCAAGCGCACAAUCAUCAACAACCUCAAACAGCUUCAGCAGGAUCUCGAUCGAGUAGCUUCUACCAAACUCCAAGAGUCAAACCUGCCAGCUGGCCUCGAGAUGAUGGAUCGGCCCCUGACACUGCCACCGACGAUCCUGGCAAAGGCUGCAGAAGUACGAGCAGAUAACGGUGCACUGCGUAUUCAGCAGAUGUUGAAUGACAUUGAUAUCCUGGCCAACCAGGAUCGUGCUCUCUUGAAUGAGGCCUAUGACAUUCUGGACGCGGAGAUUGAGGAGGACGAGAAAUAUCGCAAGAGGUUCGGAAGCAAGUGGUCCAGGGAAUCAUCCAACGACGCAAACGAGGAGCUCAUCUCCAAGGCCAAACAUUUCAGUGGUGUUCUGGAACGUGCAUCAGAGACGGAUCGCACAGUGCAAGACAAGUGGCACGAGUGGCGAGCGGGGAUCGAGACCCUGUCCGCCAACGAGGAGGUCUUGAAUCGUCUACCGUUGAUCAGCCCCUCCUCCAAGAGCUCGUCUUCACCUUUGUCCACACAGACAAAGUCGCAUGCCCGGAUCCUUCGCGGACUUUUGGAAUCGCUCGACGAGCUGCGUCGAAACCGGCAUCAUAGUGUAAUCAGAGCACAGAACUUGGCUUCAACCGAUGACAUUUCGGAUCGUAUCAAGCUGGCAGCACUCGGUUUGGAACGAUGGACACAAGUCAAGGCCGAAAUGUUUGAAGACGUCUUGGCCGAAGAAUUGCAAAAGUACGAGAAAUAUCGCAGCGAUAUCCUUAUGUCAGGCGAAGAACAAAAAGGCCUCAUCACAAAGAUUGAGGAGAGAAACGCCCAACUUCUUCAGAGUCGACGGGAGGAUCCAGUCAACAAGAAUCUUGACAAGCUCGUCAAAAAUCUGACAGCUGCCCAUCUCAAAUACAAGGAGAUCGUGCAGAACUGCUCCGAGGGCAUCAAGUUCUACAAUGACUUCCUCCAUCAUCUCAAUGAGCUGCGAGACUCGUGCAAAGAGUGGGCAUAUCAUCGACGACAAGAUCUGAACUCGUUGGUGGAAAACCUCGAGCUCAUCGGAUUAAGUACUCCUCCCAGUCAAUCUCCCAUCACUCCCAGUGACGAUAUCGCCCCUACUUUGUCACCUCCAGGCUCGUCACCAGAGACAACCACAUCCUCGCCUCCAGCAUCGCCGACGACGUCUCGUAGCUCUAAACGCGACAAGCUGACGCCGAGAAGCAAUUCGACUGCUAUUAUUGCCGAUCUUCCUCCUCCUAACUCCAGCCAGUGGGAGCCACUAGUACCGGUGCCGGCCACCUCGUCGCCUGUUGUGCGAACGAACAAGGGCACGACGACCCAAAAGGCGAAGCGCCAGUCGCGAGACGAGGAGGGACCUUCUAUUCAUACGCCACAGAGUGCUGGUACCAGUUCUGCACCAAAGCCAAAACGACAAGUCUACUGA